CCCACUUAUAAUAUAGAGGUGUAAAGCUUAGAUUAACACUAGCUUGGCGAUGGAUUUGAGAUAAGUUUUCAUAUUGCACUCAGGUGGCCUCCAGUAAGCGCCCGUUGUCACCGCCCGGCGCCUUUGGGCGCCUGGGGAGUGCACAUAUGGCUGUCGCGUAUAGUAAGGGGAGCCUUAACGGGUCUAGUUCUAGUGUUUAUUGGACUGCUUACUACAUCUGCAGUCUUCUCCUUUUAGCUGUCCUAUGUUUAGAUCCCUAUUUUAACUGGCCAUCAGGACUCAUACCACUUGAGUUUUUCAGUCAUAAGCCUGUGCGCCAUGGGAAAGACCCGUGCUCUUGGGACUACGAUGGCUCCUGGAAAGUAGGCAGCUUUGCGGGCUCUAAUCCUGUCAGCCUCAACAUAUCGGAUCGGCCGGUCAUAACGUGUGCAACAGUUAACACCACGAGUGUUAGCUAUGUAGCUUCGCCAUUCAUCCACAUACCCAGCGACGACGAGGAGGUGGACCGGGGCACCUGGACCGCCUUCUUCGAGGCCCGCAACCUGCACACAUACGCCAGCGAAGUCGGCGUGGCGGUGUCGCGGGACGCCGGAGCCACAUGGGAGCAUCUGGGUACGGCACUAACGGAACCGCAACGGUCUCUGUCCUCACCGUUCGUGGUGUAUGACGCGGCCAGCAAAACGUACGUCAUGAUUCCCGACGUCAAGUCGAGAUCACCAUCAUCUUCAUGGUUUGGGGAGAAGCACGAGGGGCUCAGCGUGUACACCACCACGGCUGCGGAGUUCCCGUUUGGGUGGACGCAGGCUACGCAGCAGGAGAUCGAGGGCAUCCUGGCGGGGGCUUACCGUCGAUCCUCCACCAGUCACCACAGCAGUAGCAGGCGGUUGGGCGCGGAUGGCGUUAGCGCCGAGGACGGCGGCUGGGAUCCAUCCUCCUUUCCUUCUUCCGCUGGUGCAGACAGCAGCAGCAGCAGCAGCCUGCGGCUGAACCGCUUCAGCUCGGGGCACUUCAAGGGCACGGUGGCGGUGCAACACGAGGGCAUCUGGUGGAUCUUCACGACCCACAUGCACCCGCGCCCGCUGCUGUUCCCCUGGCUUGCCCCCCGCCGAACGGCGCUGCUGUUCACAGCGGAGGGCAGCCUGCUGUCGCAGUGGCGGCUGCACCCCGCCUCGCCGCGACCCGCCAGCAGCUGGGGCUGGGGCCUGGCGGGGCACCCUACGGUGGGUGAGGUGUUGUGGCCCGGGGCCUCACGGGGCGGGGCGGUGUCGUCCGCGGGACGUCCCUUCGUGUGGCGGGGCGCGCUGCACCGCUGGGUCCACCGCUGCGAGAAGCACUGCGGGGACGAGCUGACGCUGCUGCGGGCCACUGCGGCCAAUGUGAGCCACUUUGCCGAGGAGGUAGCCACGAGCUAUCUGCCGGGAGGGGACCGCUCCUGGCAUGCACGGAGGCUGGGGCAUGCAGACGUUCGACCGCUGCCGGGCUCCUCCUCAAACCGCGGUGGCGGGCUGCUGUGGGGGGGCCACAGCGGGGAGGAUGAGGAGGAGCAGCGCUGGUGGGGGCUGGUGUCAGGGGACCGCUACGCGGACGGCAUGCACCACUUUCUGGUGCGCGAGAGCUGGUUUGUGGAGCUGAAGGUCCAGCUCCGGAACCUCGUGGCGGCGCAGCUGGCGCUGGUGUUGACGGCGGUGGUGCUGCAGGCCUCGGCGGCGUACCGGCCGGAGCGGGCGAGCAGGGCGCGGUAUGCAUGGGGCCGCGGUGGCAGCGGUGGCGGUGGUGGUGGGUGUGAUAGCGAUGAUGGUGACAUGGGCGGGAAGGGCUGCAAGGUGCUUGCUUCCGGCGUGGUGGGGUCGGGUCGGGCGGGCUGCGUCGGAGCUCAUGGUGUGGGGGUCCACAUGGGGGGCGGCGCGUACACGGGGCACGACCCGGUGUUGCGGAUCUGGCUGUGGCUGUUGUCGCUGCGGUCUGCCGCCUCCGCGGGGCUGGUGCUGGCGGUGGAUGCAGCCACACGGGCCCUGCACGGCAUCGGACUGCGAGCGGCGCUCGCAUGGGAGGCAGCGGAGUCCGCGGUCCGCCGCACCCUGGCGCAGCCCCGCGUUCAGUUCAUCCUGCACGCCGUGGGGGCUUGCGUCGCCGGGUUCCUGCUCGCCCUCACCCUCCUGGUGUUCCUGCCGGGGGCGGUUCCCUGCCCCCGCUGGGCGGUGGUGGUGCGGCCGUUCGCCGCCUCGCCGCACUACGUGCCUCCGCAGCCGUUUGUGGACCCCGCGGGCCCCUUUGACGUGUCCAACCUGACCAUCAUCAGCGGCUGCACGCAGUCGUUCAUGGACCGGCUGGAGAACCUGGUGGGCUCGCUGCAGUUCUGGGCGCCCGACACCCCCAUCACGGUAUACGACCUGGGCUUCACCAGCGAGCAGCUGGCGGCCAUCCGGUGCUGGCGGGGGGUGGACGUGGUGCGCUUCCCGUACGAGGACUACCCGCCACACGUGCGCGAGAUCAGCACCUACGCCUUCAAGGGGCUGGUGUUCCGGCACGCGCUGAGCAGGCACCCCGUCAUGAUGUGGCUGGACUGCGGACUGGAGGUCCGCGCCCCGCUGGACAGUCUGCGUGAGGUGCUGUCGCGCGAGGGCCACGUCAGCGCGCAGCAGAGCAUGUCACCCUCGGACUUUCCGUACACGGAGCAGUACGAGGUGCCGUUCUUCAAACUGAGCAAGCAGGAGUACGAGCGGAUCAAGGACCUGCCCUUCUGCGCAGCCGGGGUGCAAGGUUUCGUAGCGGGCGCCGCCUCGGAGCGGCUCGUGCUCGAACCCACCGUGGCCUGCUCGCUGGACGCGCUCAACUGCAUGGCGCCGCCCGGCCACUCGCGCGCCAACCACCUGUACGAGCAGACCGCGCUCACGCUCAACCUGCGGCUGCACAACUACUCCUCCUGCCUGCCGCGCGAGACGCACUGCACCUCGGCGGUCAAGAAGGUUGCCUGGGACGCCACCGCCUCCUCGGAGCCCAUUGUGCUGGCGUCCAGACGUCACCGCUGGCCCAAGCCCUACCAGCACCGCGUGGCCUCCCGCCCCGGCUGCGUGGCCGACCCCGCCGCCAACCCCUGGCGCUCCGUCAGCUCGGAGCACCCGGAGACCGUCACCAAGUCCAGCUCGCUGCUCUUCAACCUGGCCUUUGUGUACGGACAGGCUCUGGGCGACCUGCUGAUCCAGGCGGGAUGCUGCCUGGGCUUCCACUUGCUGGCGCACUCGCUGCUGCUGGCGGCGCUGCUGGCUGGCAAGCUGUGUCGCCACCUGCCGGCCCGGAGCGCCGCAGCGGGGGGCUCGCCGCUGUCGCUGGGGGCGGCAGGCGGGGGCGGCAGCGGGGGUGCACACAGCUGGCUGUGGCUGCUGAGGCCGCAGCCGCUGAUGGCGGGACUGCUGCUCAUGUUCCUGUUGUUGCCGCUGGCGCUGGCGACUGCGUGCAGAGCAGUGUGAAGUGGGAGGAAAGGAGGAGCGGGGACGCAUGGCGGUCGUGUUUACGGUCUUACUGGUUGGGGGAAUAAGGAUGAGUGUACGGUUGGCGAUGUAUAGGGGUUAUGGGGGCAUGGGUAGAGGGCUGCCAUGCUUGUCCUGUAUGCUGUGGUAAAGGGGCGUCGUAGGCCGGUUACGUUUGGCUGCAUGACUGAAGUUCGGAUGCUUGAGGAGGGAUGCUAAGUUCGGAAUGAGAACAAUUCGAAACGAACUGCCGUUUUUGGUGCAGCAUUUUGUGUUUGGACAUUUUGGCUGCCCACGUUGUUGGGUUUGUAGCUGCAGUCGCUAAUGCUAUUAGAUUGGAGGGACGUGACGGUUGUAUCUUCGCAGAGGACAUUGCAUGGAUGGCAUGGAUGGGUAACACGGAACUUUUUCGAGUGGUCCCAAGUAAUAAGUCGGGAGGUCGGAUAAGGGAUAUAUUGUUUCGUUAGCCUGCUUUACGAUGCUGCCUCCGUGUGCUUGCCUAAAGGGUAGGUUGGCUGGAUUGUUUCCGCGCGCUGGCAAGGUUUUACCUACCAGCCGUCCAAAGGUUUGAAGUGACGUUUCGUUUAAUUGCGUAUGUAUACGUUGCAGGUGCGCCACGCACUCAGUAAUUGGAAGUUACAGCUGUCGUGCAAAACGGUCAGCCUUUAGUCUACCCUUAGCAGACUUGGCGCCGUCGGAACUUUGAUUACAUUUAAAACAUCCCAUGUAACGUAAGCUAAUCCGUAUUGUUUGAGUUCCUUACGGCGGCCUAGCGCCGUCAACCUCACGACAAAUGGGUCGCUCCAUCGCGAAGUUGGUUUCCUUGGGCUUUGGUCGUAGAUGCCAGCUUCUAAGUGCCGCAUAUGGUCAGCUGAACGGACACGCAAACCGCCUCAGCUGGGCUGCUGCGGCUGGCCAACCUGAUUGCUGGCUUAGCCGAUGCCUUUCGACGGCGCUGUCUCCUGUUACAGAGGAGGAACAAAAGGCCCUAUCGACUAUUAGGAACAUAGGUAUAUCCGCUCAUAUUGAUUCGGGAAAAACAACCCUUACGGAGCGCAUUCUAUUCUACACCGGGCGCAUCCGCGAAAUCCACGAGGUGCGCGGUAAGGAUGGCGUCGGAGCCAAGAUGGACAGCAUGGAUUUGGAGCGGGAGAAGGGUAUCACCAUCCAGUCCGCUGCCACCUACUGCGGCUGGAAGGACAAGCAGAUCAACAUCAUCGACACCCCCGGCCACGUGGACUUCACCAUCGAGGUGGAGCGCGCGCUGCGAGUGCUGGACGGCGCCGUACUGGUGCUUUGCAGCGUGGGUGGCGUGCAGAGCCAGUCCAUCACCGUGGACCGACAGAUGAAGAGGUACAACGUGCCCCGGCUGGUGUUUGUGAACAAGCUGGACCGCGCGGGCGCCAACCCCUGGCGCUGCAUCGAGAUGGCCCGGGACAAGCUCAAGCUGAACGCGGCCGCGGUGCAGAUGCCCAUUGGCCUGGAGGACCAGCACAACGGUGUGGUGGACCUGGUGCGGCGGAAGGCGUACCUGUUCGAGGGACCCAAGGGGGAGAAGGUGGUGGAGGCCCCAGUCCCCGAGCGGCUGGUUGAGGAGAUGGAGGCGCGGCGCAUGGAGCUGCUGGAGCGGGUUAGCGAGGUUGACGACGAGCUUGCUGAGAAGUUCCUGGCGGAGGAGCCGGUGAGCGGCGAGGAGCUGCGUGACGCCAUCCGGCGGGCCACCCUGGCCCUCAAGUUCCAGCCGGUCUUCAUGGGCAGCGCGUUCAAGAACAGGGGUGUGCAGCCGCUGCUGGACGGCGUGCUGGACUACCUGCCCUGCCCCACGGAGGUGGUGAACGAGGCUCUGGACCUGUCUGCCAACGAGUCCCGCCUGGCGCUGCCCUGCUCCCCCAGCGGCCCCUUCGUGGGCCUUGCGUUCAAGCUGGAGGAGGGCAAGUACGGGCAGCUGACGUACGUGCGCAUCUACAGCGGCACGCUGCGCAAGGGCGACACCAUUGUCAACAUGAGCUCCAACAAAAAGGUCCGCGUGCCCCGCCUGGUUCGCAUGCACUCCAACGAGAUGGAGGACAUCUCGUCCGCCGCCGCGGGUGACAUCGUGGCGGUGUUUGGCAUGGACUGCGCUAGCGGCGACACGCUCACGGACGGAGUCCGGAUGGCCAUGACGUCGAUCAAGGUUCCCGAGCCCGUCAUGUCUCUGGCGCUCACCCCCACCAGCGCCGAGCAGUUCCCCACCUUCAUGAAGGCGCUGCAGCGCUUCCAAAAGGAGGACCCCACCUUCCGGGUGAGCAGCAACAGCGCCACGGGUGAGAUCAUUGUGAGCGGCAUGGGCGAGCUGCACCUGGAGGUGUACAUCGAGCGCAUCCGCCGCGAGUACAAGGUGACCUGCGAGGUGGGCAAGCCCAAGGUGAACUACCGCGAGGCAAUCACCUGCCAGGCGGACUACAACUACCUGCACAAGCGGCAGAGCGGGGGGGCGGGACAGUACGGCAAGGUGGUGGGCUGGAUCGAGCCGCUGCCGGAGGACAGUCCCGUCACGUUUGAGUUCGAGAACAAGCUGGUGGGCACCGCCAUUCCGCCGGAGUUCCACUCGGCCAUCGAGAAGGGCUUUGUGGAGGCGGCCAACAGCGGAGCGCUCAUCGGGGCGCCCGUGUAUGGUGUCAAGGUGGUCCUGACGGACGGUGCGGCUCACGCAGUGGACAGUAGCGAGAUGGCCUUCAAGAUCGCAGCAGUGCAGGCCUUCCGUGCCGCCUACGCGCUUGCCUCCCCCAUCGUGCUGGAGCCCAUCAUGAAGGUGGAGAUCACCGUGCCCUCGGAGUACCAGGGUGCCACCAUGGGCGACAUCAACCGGCGCAAGGGCCUCAUCCUGGACAGCGGCAGCAUGGGCGACGACACCGUCAUCACCUGCCACGUGCCGCUCAACAACAUGUUUGGCUACUCCACCGCGCUGCGCUCCGCCACGCAGGGCAAGGGCGAGUUCAGUAUGGAGUACUCGCAC
This is a messenger RNA of Astrephomene gubernaculifera, 6462 nucleotides long. The record is from the annotation of a GenBank genome assembly. Lineage: Eukaryota; Viridiplantae; Chlorophyta; Chlorophyceae; Chlamydomonadales; Astrephomenaceae.